Helianthus annuus (common sunflower) is the source of this 2082-nucleotide messenger RNA. Its product is annotated as L-type lectin-domain containing receptor kinase IX.1. Bases 2 to 2014 code for a protein of 670 amino acids. Gene Ontology annotation, molecular function: ATP binding; protein kinase activity; carbohydrate binding. Lineage: Eukaryota; Viridiplantae; Streptophyta; Magnoliopsida; Asterales; Asteraceae. The record is from RefSeq and is a predicted model, not a curated record. The transcript has a single exon. Gene Ontology annotation, cellular component: plasma membrane. Gene Ontology annotation, biological process: protein phosphorylation.
GAUGCGUUUGUUAAUCAUUAUGUUGUUCCUUGUGAUCCACGCAAACUCGGUUUCGUUCAAUUUCUCCAGCUUUCAACCAAACACUCAAAUGAUUAUGUACCAAGGUGAUGCAUUUGCAUCAAGCGGAAUUCAAGUGACCAAGAAUCAGCGUGACAAAUCACUCAGGAACAGCGUCGGGCGCGCGUUGUACUCGGAUCCUGUUCAAAUCUGGGACCGAAAGACCCGAAAACUAACAGAUUUCAUCACACAUUUUACCUUCUCAAUGAAUGCACUCAAUGCUUCUACCUUUGGUGACGGGUUAUCCUUCUUUCUUAUGUCGUUUGAGCCCGAGAUUCCCGCGGGUUCAUUCGGUGGUUAUCUUGGUUUAUUCAGCCCGUCUUCGGCUUUCAAUUCCUCGAACAGUACUGUCGUCGCAGUCGAGUUUGAUUCGUUUAUGAAUCCAUGGGAUCCUAGUGAUAACCAUGUUGGGAUCAAUGUUAAUUCAAUUGUUUCAGUGGCUAAUAUUUCGUGGAAUACUAGUAUUAAAGAUGGAAGAGUUGCAAAUGCAUGGGUGAGUUAUAAUUCUAGUACAUAUAACCUAAGUGUGUUUUUAUCGUACGAUGAAAACCCUAUUUUUGUUGGGAACUCUAGCUUGUGGUACGUUGUGGAUUUAAGGGAUGUGUUACCCGAAUCGGUUCGGGUUGGGUUUUCGGCUGCGACCGGAGACUGGAUCGAAACGCAUACCGUUUUCUCAUGGACGUUUGAUUCUAGUUUGGGGGAGGUUAAAACUCGGGUGAAGAAGCACAUAUGGUUGACAACGGGUUUAGCCACGGGUUCGGGUGCUUUAAGCCUCAUGGUUGGGUUUUUAUGGUUCGUUUUAUGGAAGAAACGAGUUUAUUUGCGUAGAAAAUCGGAAGAUAUGGCUAUAGAUUAUGAUUUCGGGGGUGAUAUUGGGCCGAAACGAUACUCCUUUCACGAACUUAGUAAAGCAACCGAUGGGUUUUCGGAGGAUCGAAAGCUAGGUGAAGGUGGUUUUGGGGGCGUUUAUAAGGGCAUAUUGAGUGGUGUAAAUGUAAAGGUAAAGACAGUGGUUGCGGUUAAGCGGGUGUCGAGUGGAUCGAAGCAAGGGAAGAAAGAGUAUGUGUCGGAAGUAAAGAUCAUCAGCCGAUUACGGCAUAAAAACUUGGUGCAAUUGAUCGGGUGGUGUCAUGAACAAGGUGAUUUCCUUCUCGUAUACGAGUAUAUGCCAAACGGAAGCCUCGAUUCGCAUUUGUUCUACUCGAAAUCGACAAUAAAUUCAUCGGUUAGGUACAAAAUAGCCAUGGGAAUUGCCUCGGCCUUGCUUUACCUACAUGAAGAAUGGGAGCAAUGUGUGGUGCAUAGGGAUAUCAAGUCAAGUAAUGUAAUGCUAGAUUCGAAUUACAAUGCCAAGUUAGGCGAUUUUGGGCUCGCGCGGUUGGUGGACCAUGAUCUAGGGUCUCAAACCACGAUUCUAGCCGGGACCAUGGGUUACCUUGCCCCAGACUGUGUGAUGACUGGCAGAGCCAGUAGAGAGACAGAUGUGUAUAGCUUCGGGGUUGUUGCCUUGGAAAUCGCGUGUGGGCGAAAGCCGAUUGACACAAAGGCGGAACCUAGUAAACAAAGAUUGGUAGAAUGGGUUUGGAGUCUCUAUGGUGAAGGAAAGCUAUUGGAAGCUGUAGACGAGAGGUUAAAUGGCGAUUUCGACAAAAGAGAAAUGGAGUGUUUGAUGGUAGUUGGUUUGUGGUGUUGUAACCCCGAUAGUAGCGAGAGGCCGACGAUAAAACAAGCUAUAAGCGUGCUAAAUUUUGAAGGUCCACUUCCUAGUCUCCCAGCUAAACAACCAGUGCCCAUGUAUUUCGCACCACCAAUGGCUAUGUGUAGGUUCACCUAUACGUCAUCAGUACUUGGUGAUACGGCUACUUCUGGAACAAAAGUGUCCGUGACUAGUAGUGGGUCGUGUUCAUCGGCAGGGUCCUCGAAAGCGCUACUGGGAAUGCCCAAAAAUGGCUUGUAGGAUGGAGGCAUUGUUGAUGUGAGAACAAACAUUCAUUAACAAUAUAAUUCUUUUUUUAUAUUAUUUUA